Molecule: messenger RNA, 1031 nt
Organism: Malaya genurostris
Lineage: Eukaryota; Metazoa; Arthropoda; Insecta; Diptera; Culicidae
Gene: Sec22
Product: vesicle-trafficking protein SEC22b
Exons: 4
Coding region: 207-842 (211 amino acids)
Biological process (GO): vesicle fusion with Golgi apparatus; retrograde vesicle-mediated transport, Golgi to endoplasmic reticulum; endoplasmic reticulum to Golgi vesicle-mediated transport
Cellular component (GO): endoplasmic reticulum-Golgi intermediate compartment; endoplasmic reticulum membrane; Golgi membrane
Molecular function (GO): SNAP receptor activity
Source: RefSeq, a predicted model, not a curated record
UCAGAUGCUAGUUCAUUUGUGUAGAUGACGUGUAGCAGAUUUUUGUAAUGUCUAUUACGGUCCGGAUCGGUGAAAAAAGCUACUAAUUCCGGUAUCCCGGUAAUUAUUACAAGGAUAAAAAAGUUGUUUUCGUUUGUUUAAAGCGAGUUAGAUAAGGUUUUACUAGAAGGAAUAGUUUCACGAAAAACGUAAAUGAUAUCGCGAAAAUGGCUCUAAUGACUAUGAUAGCGCGGGUUGUCGACGGUCUUCCACUGGUUGGAACAAUGCAGGAAGAUGAACAGUCAGGUCGAAGUGUUCUAGAGUACCAGAAUCAGGCAAAAAUGCUUUUUCGAAAGCUAGGACCAAAUUCUCCAACUAGAUGUAGUAUCGAAACAGGUCCAUAUCUAUUCCACUACCUAAUUGAAAAUGACGUCUGCUAUCUGGUACUCUGUGAUAAGAUGUUUUCUAAACGUAUCGCCUUCAAUUAUCUGGAAGAUAUCUCCCAAGAAUUCCAUAAAACCUUCGGCCGAAAGGUUAAUUCGGUUACACGACCGUACGCUUUCAUUGAAUUCGAUAUCUACAUUCAGAAGGCAAAGAAAUCUUUAACUGACCGGCGAAGGAACAUCAAUACCAUAAACACCCAAUUGCAGGAUGUUCAGAGGAUUAUGGUCCAGAAUAUCGAUGAUGUACUUCAGCGUGGGACAGUUCUAUCAGAGCUAGACACAAAGACACAGAAUUUGUCAAUGUUGUCUCAGAAGUAUAAAAAAGAUGCCACUUAUUUGAAUCGAAAGUCACUGUACGUGAAAGGAGCGGUUGCUGGGAUUGUUAUUAUCGUGUUUGUUUUAUACUUUUGGGUUCUUUAAGCUUACGAAACUAUGGGAGAGUGAUUGCUGGGACAACAAUAAAUCGACUUUUGUAUAGAGUAAAUAUUGUAGAGUCCAGGAUGAUGAGAAAUGUCCUUGGUACUGUUGAAACGUAUUUUGUUUUAAUGAUAAGAAUGUUUUUGUAGUAGGUUUACAAAAAAAAAUAUAUGUAUUUCUAUUGCAAGAUAA